AUGCUCAUUCCUCACCACGAAAAAACAUUCGAACUAUCAUGUGCCGUCCCAUUAUUAAUUAUCAGAGGAUGCGAGACAUUGCGAGUCCAAUACUUGGUUGCUAUGGUCAUGACCCUUGGUCGGAGCAGCAGAACGAGUCAAGACUGUGCAGUUACUUGUACAAAAAAGCACACCACAAAUCACGUGACCGAUAACGGCCAAGUUCGGCAAUCCAUCUCGGGCACACUUUAUUCACAACUCCCACAAGGCGUUCCACCAUCUCUAGACAAAUCUGGCAACCCGUUCUCAUUUUGCUCAGUUCAGCUACUUGACUUAUUCCAAAAAAUGUCGAUCCCAAUUUUGGCUGCAUUUGGUACAUGGAAAUCUCCUCUGUCUAUUGACGACUUGACGCAUCCAAGAAACGUCGAAUCACCUUUCUUGGAUCUUCUUGUCGAUCGUGCAGCCUGCGCGAUAUACCACAUCGAAAAGCGACCGCAUGAAAGUGGCCGGAACUCGCUGGUGCAGACUGAAACCAAUCAAGACCUAACAAGCACAGAGUGGGAUGUCAGAACUUCAGUCAAUGGAUAUGGCGGGGCGCCGGCCGUCAUCCACAAUAAUAUCGCCUACUUUUCGCAUGCUCGGGAUGGAAGAGUCUAUAUGAUGCGUGGGCCAUUUAAUCGACGACCAGAACCGAUCACUCCAGAAAAUCGGAAUCACCGCUUUGCUAAUUUCGACGUGUACCCUCUUGAUCCAACCUUGCUUGUUUGUGUGAUGGAAGAUCACACCGAUGCAACGUCGCCAUUGGAAGUGGUGAAUAGUCUCUGCAUACUCAACACUAAAACCAAACUCGUCCAUCCAGUCGAAUCCGAUGCUUCCUUCUAUUCGUCUCCGAUAUUCUCACCUGAUGGAAAGCACAUCGCGUGGAUAGAAUGGGACUUACCCGAUAUGCCCUGGUCAGGGAGUGAGCUCUGGGUUGCUGAAGUUGCCCCGAUUCCAAAUUCCGACUCUCUCUCACUGCACAAUCCACGACUGAUUGCUGGAGAGCAUCGCAAAAUCAGCAUCGCCUACCCUUCUUGGGUAUCCUCUGACAUCCUUCUUUUUACCUCCGACAUAUCAGGCUUCGAAAAUCCCUGGGUAUUCGACUGUACGACCAGUAACUCCCAAGCGAAGCCUGUCUUGGCAGUACCAGUCGAAGAAUCGUUCGGCUACGGACAGCCCCCACGGUUAGGCUACUCUCCUUAUGCUGUUACAGAUUCUCCGAUGGUCGUAUUUACAGCCGUUCGUGAUGGGCGCAGUGUCCUCUACCUCGUCAACAUCUCCACUGGCUCGAUAGAGCCACUUUUCUGUCCAUUCGUCGAAAUCCACCGAAUCCGAUCUCUGAAACCUAAUCAGUUUGUUUUUAUCGGCACAAAAGUAGAUCAAAGUUCCACUCUCAUUCGCUGCACAUUAUCACCAGAGCCUGUGUACGAGGACAUCGUUCAACCUAGUUCUCACGGUUCAACACUGCCUCAAGAUUAUGUAUCCCUUCCUCAACCCAUCUCUAUCCAGAUUGACGACUCCAAGUUGGAAAUUCAUAUCGUGUAUUACCCUCCCACAAACCCACAAUAUGCCGCUGCAGGGGAAGAGCGACCGCCCUGUGUUCUCAAUGUUCACGGUGGUCCCGUCGGAUUCGCAGCGCAAUCAUUCAAUGCGACCAAACAGUUCUUUACCACACGAGGGUGGGCUUGGCUCGACGUUAAUUUUGGAGGCACUUCGGGCUAUGGACGGGCGUACCGCAAUCGGCUGAUGGGUAAUUGGGGAAUUACCGACGUUGACGACUGUAUUCUAGCUGCUCGUUCACUGUCUUCCUCGCCCUACAAUCUGAUUGACCCAAAGCGCAUCGUCAUCCGUGGUGCUUCAGGUGGUGGCUUCGCUGUCCUCGCUUCAUUUUCCUUCAGAGCCGCUGAUACUCGAGGAGUAUUUGCCGCUGGUACAUCCCUAUACGGCAUCUCGGACUUGAGGCUGCUGCAAAAGGACACGCACAAGUAUGAGAGCCGCUACUUGGAAAUGCUCAUCGGCGACGAUUCCGACACUGUGCUUCUGGACUCUCGCUCUGCCAUUCGUCACGUGGACAAGAUCGAAGUGCCUCUUCUUAUAUUACAGGGCGAUGCUGAUACAGCUGUUCCUAAGGCUCAGGCAGAGGGAAUUGUAGAGAGCAUCCAAAAACGCGGUGGAACGGUCGAGUACAUGCUUUACAGUGGUGAAGGGCAUGGGUGGAAACAAAAAGAUACGAUUCAGGAUGCCAUUCUUAGAGAAUGGCGAUUUUACAACAGGGUUUUAGGCAUCCAGGCGGAAGAGUAG
Mycena indigotica is the source of this 2319-nucleotide messenger RNA. RefSeq names its product Peptidase-S9 domain-containing protein. Gene Ontology annotation, molecular function: serine-type peptidase activity. The record is from RefSeq and is a predicted model, not a curated record. The coding region runs from base 1 to 2319 and encodes 772 amino acids. The transcript has 7 exons. Lineage: Eukaryota; Fungi; Basidiomycota; Agaricomycetes; Agaricales; Mycenaceae. Gene Ontology annotation, biological process: proteolysis.